AUGGGAUCAGUUCAGUCCAAGAGUUUAUCCAUGUCUUCAUCGGAGUCUAUGUGCUCAUUUGGACGAACUGGCUCAUUCUUGGAGUACGACAGAGUAAAACAUCUCUUGAGUCGCGGGGAUUUGAUUGAAGUAUUGAGGGGUCGAUACAGACAUUGGGUGUUCUUCGAGUCGGUCGACUACUACGGGAAUGUCAUGUGCUUUCAUAUCACGGCUGUUCAUGAUGGAGAUGCCGAUGACAAGGGCACAGACCUCACGAGGACUGGCGUCCGCAAAGAGAUGUCAUUCAAUGGCAAAGCGCUGCUUAAAUAUGAGCCGUUGGAGGAUAUCCUCAAAGACGCGGAUAGUCCGCAGCCAUCGCUCUGUCGGAUCAAUAACCAGGAGAUCAUGGCUUCGCAGAUGCUCAAGAUUACAGGCAAUCAGUGCCAGACUUGGAUCAAGUUCACUGAACUGCGAGCACUACAUCACGUUCUGGAAGUAUGGCAUCGGGUGGUCAUCACAGGUGAACCCUUUAAGGAUAUAAGCACCGCCGCCCUGAAGACGGUGUCCACUUUAUGUGACACUACUAGCCGUUACCUACAGCAUAACGGGUGCUUUAUAUGGGGUAUCGCUUGUCUCCUGAUAUCAGUGGUCUCUUCAGUGGUCUCUUCAAUGGCCGCCAAAGUGGUCGAAGAAGAAAUUGAUUUGACUCUUAAGACCCUUAAACUCGAGGAUAUCAUCAGACAGUCCACCGCUAAUUGAGCCAUUGAUUCAGUUUUUACUCUUUUAUAACUUGAAAUGAUUUUUAUUACGGUAUAAGAUUAAAAAGGAAUUCCUUCUAAAAGUGAUAGGGUUUACCAUAAAAAUAUUUUCAGUUUUAGUUGAUAAGACCCUGAGUCAAUUUGAUUCUACCGUAUAUUAUUUUAU
Molecule: messenger RNA, 903 nt
Organism: Oppiella nova
Lineage: Eukaryota; Metazoa; Arthropoda; Arachnida; Sarcoptiformes; Oppiidae
Source: the annotation of a GenBank genome assembly